Styela clava is the source of this 676-nucleotide messenger RNA. Lineage: Eukaryota; Metazoa; Chordata; Ascidiacea; Stolidobranchia; Styelidae. The record is from RefSeq and is a predicted model, not a curated record.
CAUCGAAGACAACAUCAAGGGGGAAAUGUCGUUCAAGGAAAUCUCACAAGUGGAAAAAGAGGUAACAGAGGACAAAUCUCCUUUGCCAUCGGCUUCUCCAAUUGGCGAUACUUCCAAUGCUGUGCUUACCUGCACUACAAAUGAAUCUCACAAUGAGAAAGUAGACGAGAAGAAAAUUAACGACACUCGUCAAGAUGAUGAGAAGUCAAAGUCCAAGGAGAAAAGUCAAAAACUGGUCGAUAAAGAUGACGAAGAUGAUUACGAAGAUGAUUUUGACAGCGAUACUGACGAAUCAAGUAAAUCAUCUAAUGAAUUGCCAAGCGAUGAUGACCUCUCACCAAGUUCAGAGGAUAUUGAAAUCACAAAGAUGGCGAAUAAUACCAAGCCAACCAAUGCUGUUCCUGGAAAGUCCUGCCUUGCUCUUGUACCUUCCAGUGGUCGAAACAACGAGGAGAAAAAGACAGUCAGUUUCAGGGAGGCUCUAGAAGACGUUCGUUACUAUAAAAUAGACGAUUGCCCUUCUAAAGCAGGGAAAGGUUAUUUCAUGAGUCCUUUCCAUUUGCAAGAACUAUAACAAAGAAAACAUGGACGAGGAUUUGGAAUGCAGUUUAGAUUUAUGGCUGAUUCCUUUAUAAAGGAAGAAUCACGGGAAAAUCAUAUUAAUAAUUUUGUGCUA